GAAAAAACGAGCAUUUCCAAAAUUGGGCUAAACUUAGAAUGGGCUUUUCGGCGACUGAAGAAAUCCAUUGAGGCCCGCAGAAAAGGGUAUUUCUGUAAUUAUAAUGAAACUAAAAGCCGCGGGAGAUUCAGAUUAGCGGCUGAUCGAACCUGCAUUUUCCCGCCAUUACUCUCUCCCCUCAACCUUCUCCAGUUCUCCCCCUACUGAAACCCUAGUCAGAGCAAAAUCGAAGCGAAGAAGGAAACCAGUCAUGGAAGGCGAAAUCAAAGCCGAAUUCGAGAAGAACGGUUUCAUCCUUGAUAACGAAGAGGAAAUCCUCAACAAAUGUCUCACUUUCUGCAUAAACUACAAGCUUACGCCUUCGGAUCUCGUUUCCAGCUGGGACAUUUACUCUCUCAAUCGAAAGCUGAAAGAUCUAGUUGUUCAGAAUGUGGAAAUGGAAGGUUUCCUAUCGCACUUACAAAACGAGCAGAAAGAAGCGGUGGUUAAACAAGAAGCCGACCUUCAUUUCUACUCGAGCAAAGAUGUUGACAUGAUUUUGACUGAUGACGAGGAAAACUUGAAGGAUGCAAUUCUGAGCACUCCUCCAGUUAAAAAUGCAAAACCAUACUCUGAUCCAUUUGAUUCAGCACUCUACUCGAACGGGAACGGUUAUUCUUCUGAGAAGCCGUCAAGGCUUGUGACUCCAUUCGGGCGAAGAACCGAUAAGUUUGUUGCGAGAUUCAACUUCAACAAUCUGCCUGAUACCGAGAAUGGUGACAAAAAGGAUGCUGGUAUGGACUCUGAGGAUGAUGUGAUCAAGAGGGUUAAACCUUUGAAGAGGUUUUCUUUGGUUGUCAAUGGAGAUGGGCCUGAGCCAGGUUGCAGAUUCAUGUAUGACAGGAUUGAAGACCGGUUUAAUGCACUUGACAACCGCAUCAGAAGGCGUGCUGCUUCACUUUUUUCGUCUGGCAUUUAUGAGGAACCAUCAGAUCAUUCGGUUGCUUCGGGGAGAAGUAUAUUUGCUGUUGGAAUGAUUUGUUGUGAAGAGGAAGGUCGACUAAAUGACAAGUCCAUUAUGCUGCAAAGCAGCAUCGAGCAUUCAGGAGGACAGCGUGUGCGUCUAGAUCUGCAAAAAGUGAACCAGUUCUCUGUUUUUCCAGGACAGAUUUGUAGGUGUUGAAGGUAACAAUCCAAGUGGAUAUUGUUUGAUCGCAUCGAAGCUGGUAGAUUCUGUUCCUUUAUCAGCAAACAAUGUUGAAGAUUUGCAUCCUGCGAAAAGACCAGCCUUGGACCAAGACAUUCAGUUGGUUGACUCAUCCAGUCCAGAAAAAGAGAUAUCAGUGCUUAUUGGCUCAGGACCAUUUACUACGACUGACAACUUAUAUUUUGAACCUCUCCUGGAGCUACUAGCAUAUGCAAGAAAAAAGCAACCGCAGUUGCUUAUAUUGUUGGGACCAUUUGUGGACUCUGAACAUCCAGAGGUUAAGAAAGGAACUGCGGACAGAAGCUUUGAUGAAAUAUUUCAUAUUGAAAUCAUCAGAAGGGUGCAAGAUUAUGUUGAACACAUGGGUUCCAAUGCAAGAGUGAUUCUUGUACCUUCCAUACGCGACGCUAACCAUGACUUUGUUUUCCCUCAGCCUGCAUUCGACAUUCAUCCUCCCGAGCUCAAACAUCAGAUCAAGAGUCUCCCAAACCCAGGCAUUUUCGAAGCUAAUCAGGUCAGAGUAGGUUGCUGUACGGUAGAUAUCCUUAAACAGCUUAGUGGAGAGGAGCUAUCUCGGAAUCCCAAAGAUGGAUCACCACCAAGCGACCGGAUGAGCAGACUUGCAAGCCAUAUCCUAAAUCAGCAAAGGCAAGUUCCCAAGGCUUACAUACACGGACUAUCUUCUUCUUCUUCCAAAUCAUGAAUCCCAACACAGUAUCUAACAGCUUCAACAUGAAACUUGCUGAAAGCAGCUUUUAUCCACUCUAUCCGCCGGCAGAAGAUGUCCCUCUCGACUUCUCACUUUCUCCAAAAGCUCUCCACAUUGCUUCUCCUCCACCUGAUGUUCUUAUAUUACCUUCAGACAUGAAGUACUUCAUAAAGGUAUUAACGCUCGGAGGAACAACUGAAGGGGAAGAGCAGAGGAAGUGCAUCUGUAUAAACCCAGGAAGACUGGCAAAGGGUGAAGGAGGUGGCACAUUUGUAGAGCUCGAUUACGGCGGCAGCCCUGAUAGAAUGAAUGCCUCUAUCUGGAGCAUAUAGAAGUGUUCCCAAAUCCCAAGUAACACAUACUAUCACAACUCCGUUCCCGAAUGUCGUCUUGCAUUGCAUACUAGAUGGUUAUGGUUGCAGAGUCUGGUCUAGAUUCUGCAGAUCAUCAGCAAGUCUAUAUGAGCUGAAUAUGUAAAUCACCAUCCCACAUUCCUUGUAUCCUUGGGGAAACUGUGCUCCAUACGAAGAGAAACAAAGUUGGUGGAAAGGGGCAAGGGAUGUACAUUUGGAGGAAUUGAGCUUUGUAUAAUUUAUGACUGAUAAUGUGUAUUAGGGUUCUUCUAAAAGCUGUACUUUUCAGGGGUUUUUUCCUGAGUUUAUUAUUAUUAUUAUUAUUAUUUUAUUCAGUUCAACUCAGAUGGAUCAGUAGAGACAAAAUAGAAAAAAGAAAUGAAAGAAUAUUAGUCAUCUUCCAUUUUUGCAAUUCUUCACCAAGAUAUAAAACUGUCAGAAGUCAACAUUCUUGGCUGCUUUCUCUUAUU
Messenger RNA from Linum tenue, 2718 nucleotides. Lineage: Eukaryota; Viridiplantae; Streptophyta; Magnoliopsida; Malpighiales; Linaceae. The record is from the annotation of a GenBank genome assembly.